GUCUUCAACCCCAUGAGAAGUUUUAUCCGACCAAUGAGAAUCGCCGGUGCCAUCGUGCGCCGCCCAGCCACGGCAAGCUCGUCAUUGAGAAGGACAAGCGCAAACGGGGAGACCGAGGUCUUAAGAGGACCUUAAGGAUGGUACCGGCACACUGUUGCUCGUCUCCUUAAAGACAGCGAACCGUCAAUCAGUCACGAAACCGUUUGUCGCGUCGCGCGAGAUAUUAAGGGAUAAAUCUCACCCAUAAACGGAAUUAUCGACGAAAAAAAUCUCUUCUCGCUAGUUCGCGAAUUCGUUCAUCGUAAAAAUCAUUAUGAGUGGAUCAGGAAAGAGUCUUCUCGGGGUGUGGCUCUACAGAAGAGGUGAAAGUUGGGCUGUCAAGGAAGGAAGUCCGCUACACAAAUCGCGCGACAUCCCUGAGAACGAGAAUAAUUCGACUAAUGACAACAAGAAUUCUGUGAUAUUUUCUUUGAAGAACCAAGUCGGUGGCUUGGCACGAGCACUUCAAGUGUUUCAGGAUUUAGGUAUAAAUGUCGUGCACAUUGAAUCGAGGAAGUCACUGCGCCGCGGCUCCGAGUACGAUAUCCUCGUGGAUGUCGAGUGCGACCCGAAGAGGAUGGAGCAAUUAAUGAAGAUGCUGAGCCGCGAAGUAGCAGCUAUCAAUCUCGCCCAUUACGAGCAAAUUGGAAGUAUACCACGCGCGCCUUCUCUUUCGACCGCGACAAGCUUUGAUUUUAGCGAAGUAGACAUGCCCUGGUUCCCGCGGAAGAUAUCGGACCUUGAUCGGGCGCAGAAAGUUCUCAUGUACGGAUCUGAAUUGGACGCGGACCAUCCCGGUUUUAAGGAUACGGUGUAUCGUAAACGCCGCGAGGAGUUCGCCGAUAUCGCUUACAAUUACAAAUAUGGUCAACCGAUACCAAGAGUGCAGUACACGCCGGAAGAGAUCAAAACUUGGGGAACUGUUUUCCGCGAACUGCACGCACUUUAUCAAAAAUUCGCGUGCAAGGAAUAUCUGGAAAAUUGGCCGAAGUUAGUCAAGUACUGUGGAUACAGAGAAGACGGCAUACCACAGCUGCAGGAUAUAAACGUUUUCCUGAAGCGAACGACGGGAUUUCAACUUCGCCCAGUCGCGGGUUAUCUGACACCGCGGGAUUUCCUCUCUGGCCUUGCUUUCCGCGUGUUUCACUGCACGCAGUAUAUUCGACAUUCUUCCGAUCCAUUUUACACACCGGAGCCAGAUUGUUGCCACGAAUUGCUGGGCCACAUGCCGCUGCUUGCAAACCCAAGCUUCGCGCAAUUCUCUCAAGAACUCGGUCUGGCUUCUCUCGGCGCGUCGGAUGAAGAUAUAGACAAACUGGCAACCCUGUAUUUCUUCACGGUGGAGUUCGGUCUGUGCAAGCAAGAUGGUAUGCUACGCGUAUACGGCGCCGGUCUACUGUCGUCGGUGGCGGAAUUGAGACACGCGGUCACCACCCCCGAGAAGACCAUGAGAUUCGAACCUGACAUCACUUGCAAGCAGGAAUGCAUCAUCACCGCAUUCCAGAAUGCUUAUUAUUAUACGGACAGCAUAGAGGAGGCAAAGGAGAAGAUGCGCGCGUUCGCUAAUCAGAUUCAACGACCCUUCGGGAUACGUUACAAUCCAUAUACUCAGUCGGUGGAGGUAUUGACGGAUGCUCAGAAGAUCACGGCAGUGGUCAGCGAGCUACGGGGCGAUCUUUGCAUAGUAUCGAACGCCCUGAAAAAGAUUCAUGAGCAGGACGAUACCGUCGACGUCGAAAGGAUAACGAACCUGCUGACGCAUGGCAUCGAGCUGCCGCAGGAUAGCGCGUCCUCGGACAGCGAUCAGGACAACAGUCCCAAUGCCGAGGAGACUCAUCAAGAUCAACACCGUGACGCUAAAGGUGUCAUUAUGAAGAAUUAAAUAACAUCGUCCUUAACACAUCCCAUUAAAUCCUAAAAAUGCUUCAAAUUCUCCAAAAUCGACGUAAAAUUUUAGAAAUGGAUUCUUUCGCGAACGCAGAAAUCUCUUUGUCUUUCAUGCAGAUGUCGUAAAAUCUAAUAAAGAUAUUUAUUAUUAAGAUAAUUAUUAUUUUAAAGAACGAACUCAUAAGAUAUUAAAAAGUAUAAAAUAGAUGGAUUAAAAAUUAAAUUGUCUAUUUAUUCUAUUUGUCUGACUAAGAAUAAGAAUAUAUCGAUAACAAAUAACCUCUAGAUAGUCUAGGUUCAAACAUAUAAAAGAAAGUAAUUAAAACAUCAAUAUUAGUGAAAUCAUCUCGUUGUAGAAUUUACGUUAGUGUGAAUAAUUAAAUUAAAAUGUUAACUGUGCAUGUAAUAACAUAAAAUAUAAUUAUCUUUUGAGCCGAGGUUUCUCUCGUCAAAGAGCAAAAGGAAAAUUCUAUGAAUUAAAUUUUCAACUUUAAUUUAUUCCAUUAUAUAUACAUUCAAAAUUUAAAAGUUACUCGGCAGUAACUUUUAAUCCUCCCACAUAAUAUAUAUACUUUGGCUCUCUGUUUCUGUUAAAUGUACAAAAUAAGAUUUAUGUAGAACGUUAGAAAUAUGUAUCGUAAUGGGAUUAAGAAAUAUAUAUAAAGCAAUAAUAAUUCCAA
Molecule: messenger RNA, 2606 nt
Organism: Wasmannia auropunctata (little fire ant)
Lineage: Eukaryota; Metazoa; Arthropoda; Insecta; Hymenoptera; Formicidae
Gene: Trhn
Product: tryptophan 5-hydroxylase 1
Exons: 12
Coding region: 314-1921 (535 amino acids)
Biological process (GO): serotonin biosynthetic process; aromatic amino acid metabolic process
Cellular component (GO): neuron projection
Molecular function (GO): iron ion binding; tryptophan 5-monooxygenase activity
Source: RefSeq, a predicted model, not a curated record